GGGCUGGCGCCCCGGCCAGGAGGGAGGAAGGGGGGCCGCGGGGCUGUGCCAGGGGAGCCGGAGGGGUGCUCGGCGCUCCCCCGCCCUCCUUCCGGGAGCGAGGAUGCGGACUCUGAAACUGGCGCUGCUGGGCUGAGGCGGAGGCACGGGAGUUGCAGCGCGCGGCUCGGUGAGUGUGUCUCCUGCGCGCGGAGAGGCGGGGGAGGCGGAGGACCGGCGCCCGAGGAGGCGGAGGGGAGAUGCCCGGAGCCGCCGCCGCCGCGAUGCUCCCGGCUCAGGAGGCUGCGAGGCUGUACCACACCAACUAUGUGCGGAACUCGCGGGCCAUCGGCGUGCUGUGGGCCAUCUUCACCAUCUGCUUUGCCAUCGUCAACGUGGUGUGCUUCAUCCAGCCCUACUGGAUCGGCGACGGCGUGGACACCCCGCAAGCCGGGUAUUUCGGGCUCUUCCACUACUGCAUCGGCAACGGCUUCUCCCGGGAGCUGACCUGCAGGGGCAGCUUCACGGACUUCUCCACGCUGCCCUCCGGCGCCUUCAAAGCCGCUUCCUUCUUCAUCGGCCUCUCCAUGAUGCUCAUCAUCGCCUGCAUCAUCUGCUUUACCCUCUUCUUUUUCUGCAACACGGCGACCGUGUACAAGAUCUGUGCCUGGAUGCAGCUCACCUCCGCGGCCUGCCUUGUGCUUGGCUGUAUGAUCUUCCCCGAUGGCUGGGAUUCAGAAGAAGUAAAACGGAUGUGUGGAGAAAAGACAGACAAGUACACCCUCGGGGCUUGCUCUGUCCGCUGGGCGUACAUCCUGGCUAUUAUUGGGAUUCUGGAUGCCCUGAUCCUCUCGUUUCUGGCAUUUGUGCUUGGUAACCGACAAGACAGCUUGAUGGCUGAGGAACUGAAGGCUGAAAACAAAGAUGAUGGAAAUGCUUAAAGCAAACUAAGGUAGUGUGAGACCACACCAUUUCUGCUAAGCCAAUAUUCUCUAGAAUGAGCACAAGCUAAACAAAUCGAAUAACAGCUUUUGUACAUCAACAUCAAGAAAGAAGACACUGGGGAGAGAUUGGAUAUGGAGAUGGAUAUGAACAAGAAUGAAACACCCACUUUGUCAAAUCAGAUCAGAGAUGGUAGUGAUUUUCUAAAAGGAGAUGUGAUUAUGGAUUAAACACCAGCUCAUAGGAAACUAUCAUUGUAUAAGAUCAGAUACAUUCACCAGAAAUUACAUUCAUAAGAAAUCAUAUUCAGGAAAUAUUUCAAGAAAGAGGAAUAUAAACAUGCUAGAAUUAACAUGUUAAAUAUAUAUGUACUGAGGUUUGUAAACUGUCCUUUUUUAAUCAAACUGAAAACAAAAAGCUUUAAUCUUUUAACAUUAUAUAUAAAAAGGCAGUCAAUCCUAAAGUAUUUCUAUCUCAGUAGUCAGGAGACUAAUCAAGCAUCAUUUAUUGAGGAAGCGUCUUAGAAAAUGCCUCUGAAUAUCUUCAUAGGGGCCAUGACCUUUGGCUUCCCCAUCUCUGCUGUUCAUUUAUUCCACUGUGUAAUUAGGAACAAUCAGUUAAGAGAUGUAAAGCUUCAGAGUUUUUACCGAGUCUGUGUUCAGUUUAAUGUCUGUACGAGUUAUUACUGAGAAAGUGUUUCUGACGUAUACUAUGACUCCAUCAAGCUGUAUAUUACAGGAAGUACAUCCACAUCACAGGUUCCCGAGAAACAUAGUAAAUUUCCCACCUUUCAGGAAACAGCAUCAAGGAACUCUGAAAAAUGUAGAAAGCUCAUUUUCACCUUCGAUGCUCACAUAUAAUAUAGAGGCUGCUAUCAGAUAAAUACUUUUUCUAAUUCUUCCUAGUAUAUCCAUAAGAAUUUAACAUACUUUCUAAAUAGGCAUAUGAAAUAUCUCCUCCUUUUUUUCCCUAUUUCUUUCCCACACAUGUCAUGAGAAGUCCAUCUCCUUUCUUUCCCUUACUGACACACUCAUUUUUGUUUUAAAAACAAACAAAUCAUUCCAUUAAACCUAUUUCUAAAUGAUAGUAAGUGGUACUAAAUAAAUAAUAAUUUAAUAGCCUUAGAAAUAAAUGAAUAUAUACUUAUACAGAUCAAAGAAACUGGGUAGGAGUAAAUUGCCUUUUUGUUUACUAACGUUGGUUUCAAAAAUACUCAAUUUUUUCAGUUGGUUGGCACCUGAAGGUAGUUACAACUGAUCAGUUGUCUUCAACAAUCUUUCCCUCCCAGGUCUCCCCCACCAGCACCCUCACCAUGUAGCCUGCCAAAUGCAACAACAGAAAAAAUAUUUAAUAAUGAAGUAGUCAAUUGCUUGAGAAAGAUCGCAAGCUAAAAUGACCAUGCAGGGAUAAUCAGUGUAAGCCAAACCAUAUUCUGUACCUGAGCAGAAAACAUGCCUUCAUUUUUAGACUCAAAAUUAAGAUAAAAUUGGCAUAUAUGUCACUGGAGCAGCGGUGGAGGAUAAUACAAGAAGUGAUACAAAUCACAAUUGAUUUCUCUUCUCUCUAUUAGGGCCACACCCGUAUUUUUGACAAAUAUUUCUGGCAGUCGCCAUCUUUUCACCAUAAACAAGAUUAUGUUUCAAAUGGCUAAGAGUAUGUUACAAGUAUGCUCAAAUCAGUGAAACCCAAUUCACAAAGAUAUGGGUUUUCUAAAGAACUAAAUUUAGGGACUACUUUUUAUCUGGAAAGUAGCCAUUCUGGGAGUUACUUUUGUUUUAGCUAUUAGCUCUCCCGGUGCAUUCAAAACACCCUACUUAAUAAACUUAAUUACACACAACUUUUCAAGAAUUUAUCUUUUAUUUAAAGGGAAGUACCUCUCUACUUUAUCUGCAAUAAAGUAAAAGGUAUUGGCUCUCUCUAACCCAUGUAAAUUACAGAUUCCAUUGGGAGUUUCUCAUCACUAAUAGUGGUGUUUAAAAAAUUGAAAGUGUUUUCUAUCCACAUGCAAAUGUUUUGUUAAACUUUUUUUCCCAUAAAACCUAAGUGUAAUUUAGCAUACAUACCACAGUGCUCUGAAAAUCAGUCAGUGAUGAUGUACCAUUUGUACAUAGGUAAUACACGUGUAAAUCACUAAAUGUUACGUAUAAGAAGUAUGUUUUUAUCUUUUUUUUAAAAAUAAAGUGACUCCCUUUCUCAUUCUGUUCCAUUGUAUUGCGUCCAAAAGUUGUGUGUAAUUUUUUAAGGUCCAGGAAAUGUAAAGAAAUUUGUUGGAAUACCUGAAUUUCUGUAAAAAAAA
This is a messenger RNA of Myotis myotis, 3217 nucleotides long. It is a transcript of the gene LHFPL3, whose product is annotated as LHFPL tetraspan subfamily member 3. Lineage: Eukaryota; Metazoa; Chordata; Mammalia; Chiroptera; Vespertilionidae. Gene Ontology annotation, biological process: sensory perception of sound. Gene Ontology annotation, cellular component: plasma membrane. The record is from RefSeq and is a predicted model, not a curated record. The transcript is spliced from 4 exons. Bases 240 to 920 code for a protein of 226 amino acids.